Molecule: messenger RNA, 2440 nt
Organism: Daphnia pulex (common water flea)
Lineage: Eukaryota; Metazoa; Arthropoda; Branchiopoda; Diplostraca; Daphniidae
Exons: 4
Coding region: 131-2035 (634 amino acids)
Source: RefSeq, a predicted model, not a curated record
GUGCGCCGCACACACGACAAUUGGUCGUUGACAACAAAUAAGAUAAACGUUGAUCUUUUGAACUUUGAUAGCAAUUUUUAAUGGCCCAGUUACAAGUUGGUAAAUAACUGUUCUACACUGAUCAAUCAAAAUGGAUCCCUGUAUGGAGAUGGAUGCAGCUGACAAUAUUGAACGAGGAAAAAAGCCCUUUCCUGAAAACAUGACCUUGACUGAAAAUGCCUCAUUUACAUACAGCUCUACCACAAGUGCUUGUCUUGAUUUUUACUUUGAAGUGAUGCAACAAACUCCGAAUGAUCAAAUUGUAGAGACACUGAAGAAGUCAUGGGAUGAAGAUCCACUUGUUUCUCUGAAGUUAAUUUUUCAGUUACGCGAUGUCCGUUCGGGAAAGGGAGCGGUAAUUGAAUUUCAUCACUGCCUCAUUUGGCUAUUUCACAAUCAUCCCGAAACAUUGCUCUAUAAUCUUGAAUAUGUUCCCAAACAUGGCUACUGGAAAGAUCUCUCUUGGUUUGUUAAAUUUCUGCUUGAGGACCAUGUUUCCAUGACUAAGGAACGUCAGAAACGGUUGAGAACUUCAGAGUCAAGCAAUGAGCAAGCAAGUGUUAAAUAUUCCCUGGAAGAUAUUAUCAAGAAACGGGUAGAUGGUAUGGUGAAGAAAGCUGUCUGGAAACGCUACUUGAAGCAAUUGCCCGAUGACGAAUCAAGGAAAAAUGCUCAACUGAAAUUCAAGGAGUUAUCGAAAGCUAUUCAUCUAGAACGAAGCAGAGAAGCCAAGAUGAAGAAAAAAUCCCUUAAAGAUGUCUCAGCCGUCAAACUUUUGAACUUCAAGACCCUCCAUCAACAUUUCCCUGCAGUGUACGACAAGGUUGUCAACUUAUUUUCAUCUGCUCUAAAGCGUGACAAGGAAGUUCUGGCAAAAGAAAAAAGUUUGCCAAAGACUGCUUUAGCGGGGAAAUGGGCUCCUGCAAUUGGAGGUUCCAUUGAUUCGGUUACUUCGCUUGGUAAAAAUGUUGCUCGUUCGUUGUAUUCUUCGACACAUCAACGUGACGCAAAAGAAUCUGAUUCAGAUUACGACACAAAAGCCUUCAUUUACUACCGCAAAGAAUUCCUGACUCCACUGAGAGCUUCAAUCAACGUCCCGGAACGAACAAUGUCAAUGAAGAAAUGGACUGAACUAGACUAUCAACGAGUUCCUUCGGUGUGCAUGAAAAGAAAUAAGAAGCAAUUUUUAAAGAACGAUGCCGAGCGAUUUGGUCAAUACCUCGAAGAUGUCAAGUCAGGAAUAAAGAAAAUUGCGUCCGGAGCUCUACUCCCCCAUGAAAUUAUUAAGCAGUUCAUGACGCCCAUUUCUUCUCUGCCUGAAGAAUUGAUGACAGUAGGAGAACUUCAAUGGAAAAGCUAUGUCGAGAAUUUGAAGAAAUCUGGACUGUUUGAAAGCUGUUUGUCUGUGUGCGAUGUUUCCGGAUCUAUGAGUGGAAUCCCAAUGGAAGUCGCAAUAGCUUUGUCUCUCUUAACAGCAGAAUUAUCAAAGCCGCCAUUCAACAGCUACAUAUGUAGUUUUUCAUCCACUCCUUCCCUUCAGAAGAUAGACCAGCCCUCGCUUACGAAAAGAAUUGAAUCGGUCUUGGAAAUGGAUUGGGGAAUGAGUACCAACGUGCAGGCAGUCUUUGACCUCAUAUUAGAACUGGCAAUCAGCGUUAAACUUCCACCUACAGAAAUGGUAAAAACUCUUUUCAUCUUCUCGGAUAUGGAGUUUGAUGAUUGCGGAGGGAACGAAUACGAGACCGACUACCAAUUCGUCAAGCGAAAAUUCGAGCAAGCUGGUUAUCCGCUUCCAGCCAUUGUAUUUUGGAAUCUUCGGGGAAAUGGCAAGCGCUCUAAACCAGUUACCAAAGAUGAAAAGAACGUCGCACUCGUUUCUGGCUUUUCUGGACAAAUGCUAAAAACUUUUCUUGAAAGAGGAGAGUUCGAUUCACCUUAUUUAGCUAUGCUUCAGACACUUGGAACAACCUACGAUCAUUUAAAAGUAAUUGACUAAUGCAGUUGUGCACUCCGUGAUAUUCUUUGUUUAUGCAAGGCAUAUGCUAUACAUAACGCAUAACAUUUCUGCUGUUGUUCUUAUGUUUUCUAAAUUUCUUGAUCUGUGUUUUCUUUUUUUACUUUGAGCUGAUAAGUUUACGAGUCCUAGUCCCUUCCACCUUUCUAUCGAUUUCCAAAGCCUCUCGAUAUCUCAUAACACCGAACCAUAAACUAUUUCUUCAUCUGAUACAUAUAAAUGCCUUUUCAUGGAAUUUCGUUUCUCGUAUGCAGAUAUUGUAUUUUUCUUUGGAAUUUGGAUUCACUUUCGCUUAACUCUUUGGAGGUUGAAGGACUUGGAGCUAUGGCGCAAUUAUCUGAUUAGCUAAUAACAUCACAAUGCACAAAUAAAUUCUCUAAUUCAGAA